CCACCACAUCCUACAAUCCUCACCUUCGACAUUUCUGAGCAUCGUCUGCCUGCUUUCCCUUGCAGUCGCUUGCCGUCCUGCCCCUUCCCUCUCGAAAACUACUCGUGCCCCAAAAAAACGUGAAAAUAACCCUUGAAAAACCACCAGUCGUCCUCUGUCCGACGUUUAUCUCCAUACCAAUUACCAUUACCUCUACCUUACCAUCCACGUUCCCUAUCAAAACUAUCCAUCUCGAUAACUCAUACAAAAAAUCCACAAACAGAGACUGACAACAUCACAGCAAUCAUGUCUGCCGCUGAAGUUACCAACAGCACUCCGGCCGCUGGCCAGAAUGGAGCCUCCGAGGCCCAGAAUGGCACACCUGCGAUCAACACCAACGUUGAGCCUUCUGAGGGUGGCAAUGACGAUCAGACUCCUUACUCGGCCAAUCCCAAUGCGGCGCAACACUCUGCCUCUCUCUAUGUCGGCGAGUUGGACCCAUCUGUCACCGAAGCCAUGCUCUUCGAACUGUUCUCCUCCAUCGGUCAGGUUGCCUCCAUCCGAGUCUGUCGCGAUGCCGUCACCCGCCGCUCCCUGGGCUACGCUUAUGUCAACUACAAUAACACUGCUGAUGGAGAACGUGCCUUGGAAGAUCUGAACUACACGAGCAUCAAGGGCCGUCCUUGCCGUAUCAUGUGGUCUCAACGCGAUCCUGCUCUCCGCCGCACCGGUCAAGGCAACGUCUUCAUCAAGAACUUGGACGCGGCAAUUGACAACAAAGCGCUCCAUGAUACCUUUACCCAAUUCGGCAACAUCCUUAGCUGUAAGGUUGCUCAAGACGAGAUGGGCAACUCUAAGGGGUACGGUUUUGUUCAUUAUGAGACUGCCGAGGCCGCCAACUCCGCCAUCAAGUCCGUCAACGGCAUGUUGUUGAACGAUAAGAAGGUCUUUGUCGGUCAUCACAUUGCCAAGAGAGACCGUCAGAGCAAAUUCGAAGAGAUGAAGGCCAACUUCACCAAUGUUUACAUCAAGAACAUCGAAGAAUCCGUCACCGAUGAGGAGUUCACCAAGCUCUUCGAGCGUUACGGCGACGUCGUCUCCGCGACUAUCACUCGUGACGAGACCGGCAAGAGCCGUGGCUUCGGCUUCGUCAACUUUGUCACCCACGAGGCAGCUUCCAAGGCCGUCGACGAGCUCAACGACAAGGAUUUCCAUGGCAAGAACCUCUACGUCGGCCGUGCACAGAAGAAGCAUGAACGUGAGGAAGAGCUCCGUAAGCAAUACGAGGCCGCCCGUAUGGAGAAGGCUUCCAAGUACCAGGGUGUAAACCUCUACGUCAAGAAUUUGACCGACGACGUCGAUGACGACAAGCUUCGCGACCUGUUCAGCAGCUUCGGUACUAUUACCUCUGCCAAGGUCAUGCGCGAUACCUCUGACCGUAGCUCUUCGCCCUCCGCCGACAAAGACAAGGAGAACAAGAAGGAAGAGACUGCCGAAGCUGCCGAAGCUGCCGAAGUCAAGGAAGAGCCUAAGCCCGAAGAGGAUGAGAAGACCGAAGAGUCUAAGGACGAAGACAACGAAGAUGGCAAGGAGUCAAAGAAGUCUGGCUCCAAGUUCGGCAAGAGCAAAGGCUUCGGUUUCGUUUGCUUUAGCAACCCAGAUGAAGCUUCCAAGGCCGUAUCGGAAAUGAAUCAGAAAAUGGUUAACGGCAAGCCAUUGUAUGUUGCUCUCGCUCAGCGCAAGGAUGUUCGCAAGAGUCAGCUUGAGGCUAGUAUCCAGGCACGCAACACCCUUCGCCAGCAGCAACAGGCCGCUGCCGCCGGCAUGCCGCAAGGCUACAUCCAGCCGUCCGUCUUCUACGGUCCUGGCCAGCAAUUCUUGCCACCAGGUGCCCAGAGAGGAAUGCCAUUCACUGGUCAACCUGGUAUGGUUAUUCCUGGCAUGCAGGGCGGCCGUGGGCAGUUCCCAGGAGGAUUUCCCCAACAAGGUCGUGGUAUGCCUCAAGGUCAACAACUCCCGCCCAACUUCGGUAUGCCUGGCCAGAUGCCAUUCAUCCAGAACCCUGCCCUUGUAAACGGCAUGUACAACAACCCUCAGGCUCUCGCCCAGAUGCAAGCUCAAAUGGGGGGCCGAGGUGCUGGAGGUCGUGGCCAGAUGCAGGGCAUGCAGGGAAUGCCUCCUAACAUGCAAGGUAUGGGCGGUGUCCGUGGUGGACCAAAUUUCUCCCAAGGUGGUGGUCGAGGUGGCAUGCAAAACGUGCCUGGUGGCCAAGGUGCCAACCGUUUGCCUCCACAGGGCCGUGGACAGAUGAUGCCCAACCGCGAGGAAAUCGGUGCCCCAAGCACUCUCAGCAACCUUGCAUCUUUGCCGCCAAGCCAGCAGAAGCAGAUGCUUGGUGAAGCUAUUUACCCAAAGAUUCAACAGAUGCAACCAGAGCUUGCCGGCAAGAUCACUGGUAUGCUUCUUGAGAUGGACAACUCUGAACUUCUUGCUUUGGUCGAUGACGAAGCCGCUCUGCAAUCAAAGGUCGACGAGGCUCUCAGUGUUUACGACGACUACAUGAAGACCCGUGGCGGCGAAGCUGGCCCCAAUGGCACAAAAGAGGAGGAUGGAUCCAAGGCCGAGGGUGCAGAGACCACCGCCUAGGUUGUCCGUUUCCCGUCGAAUCUCACUUGUCUCAACAAAGCAUUCUCUCAGAUUGCAUGAUCAAUUGUAUUCAUGUUAGGCAAGUAUGCCACUACUCAAAAGUUUUCUUAUCGACUCAAAGUACUAUGCAAGUGGGAUUCGAUUCACACAAGGCUAGGCUGGACUGAGCCGGUGUUGGCAGGCGAACGGCGUCCUUCUCUUGAGAGCUCCAAGCUCAUUCAUUAUUCUGCGGUGGCUGGGUGACGAUCAAGUUAUUUUCUUUAUUGUGUGUAUGAUAGACUGGCGAUAUGGCUCCGAGCUUUGAUAUCAAAGCAAGCAAACUGCCAGUUCCCGCAGGGAUGUAGCUAGCUAGCUGCCUUGUCGUCCGAGGCUUCAGCUAUGAAACUCGAGAUAGGUUUGCAUCUUGCAAUAACCGCACCAGAUAGAUCCCCUUAAUGCAAAAAUGUCAAUUCAA
Exophiala oligosperma is the source of this 3079-nucleotide messenger RNA. RefSeq lists its product as uncharacterized. Gene Ontology annotation, cellular component: ribonucleoprotein complex. Lineage: Eukaryota; Fungi; Ascomycota; Eurotiomycetes; Chaetothyriales; Herpotrichiellaceae. Gene Ontology annotation, molecular function: RNA binding. The transcript is spliced from 4 exons. Bases 286 to 2625 code for a protein of 779 amino acids. The record is from RefSeq and is a predicted model, not a curated record.